Molecule: messenger RNA, 1287 nt
Organism: Arabis nemorensis
Lineage: Eukaryota; Viridiplantae; Streptophyta; Magnoliopsida; Brassicales; Brassicaceae
Source: the annotation of a GenBank genome assembly
AUGGAUCAGAAUCAGGCUAUUGCGGAGCUUCCAGAUGAUCCUCCCCCUGUAGAUUCCAUCAAGGAGAAGUUGGGAGCUUUGUCUUCUCUUUCACUCGUCUGUUGUAUCUAUAAGGCACCUAAGAGGCUGCGGAGAUUGAACCCGGAUGCGUAUACGCCUCGGGUUGUAUCCAUUGGGCCCUUACAUCAUGGUAAUAAUGAAGAACUCGAAGCCAUGGAAGAUCAUAAACUGAGGUACCUGGAAUGUCUUAUUCCUAAAACAUCCUUAACUUUAGAGGGCAUGGUAGAAGUUGCAAAGACAUGGGAAGCAGACGCUCGUUUCUGUUAUGCCGAAAAGAUAAAACUUAGCAGCAAUGAAUUUGUGAAGAUGCUAAUCGUUGAUGCAGGCUUCCUAGUAGAACUGCUUUUAAGGUCUCCAAAUAAGGUAGACGACAGUACGCUGGAUAGGAUAUAUGGGAAGCAAAAGAUGAUUGUUGAUGUUAACCACGACAUUAUGUUACUUGAAAAUCAGCUCCCGUAUUUUGUUGUGGAGGGCAUGUUUGGUUUGCUACGUGGUGAUCAUCGAGGGGGGCUUCCGAUUCCUCAAAUCAUUCACCGCCACUUCAAGAAAUUCUGGAUGAGCAUCCCUCCAUUUCCAACGAGAACUUUCGGUUUAGAGACUCACCAUUUUGUUGCCCUUCUGAGAUCUAUUCACCUGCCUUCGGUUUUGAGUUUUCCAGGAGGAAGCAUCAACAGGGGGAUGAUGGGCUCUACACUGAGUGCAAAAGAGAUUCAAAAUGCCGGUGUGAAGCUCAAUCCUUCAGACAGCAGUACCUCUCCACUCGACAUAACAUUUGCCAAGGGAGUUCUCACGAUUCCCCAAAUCAAAAUCAGUGACAUCACAGAAGCUCUAUACAGAAACAUCAUCUUGUUUGAGCAAUGUCAUCUUUUAGAUACUUACUUUAGCGACUAUAUGAUGUUCCUCAGUCGCUUUGUAAGAUCUCCAUCGAAUGCCGAAUUGUUCAUCGAACACGGGAUCAUUGUGAACAGGCGUGGAAAUGCAAAAGACAUUUCGAGGCUGUUUGAUCGUGUAUUGAAGGAGACAACUCAGACAAGUUACAGCGCGUUUUACUAUCAGACUGUCUAUGACAAACUAGAGGUGCAUUGCAACACGACUUGGCACAAGUCGAAAGCAAUUCUGCGCCGUGAUUACUUCCACACUCAUUGGUCAGCUAUCUCUGUUGGGGCUGCUGUUGCUCUUCUCAUUCUUACGUUCAUACAGGCUCUAUGCUCUAUUCUAGCCUUGUGA